ACCCGAGAUAUAGACCCGGACCUGGACUGCACCGGCGGACCGCGUGCGAAUCCCCCUUCUCCUCCUCCGUAUGACAACGCCCAUGAAGCCGUCUCAUCGGACACUCUCUACCCUGGCCUCGAAGAAGAGGUGUGUCCCCCGAAAGAAGAGGAGAAGGCUCCCGCUCGCAGCACGAGGCCUGCAACUCGAAGCCAGGGGAAUGCUCCACAAUCAUUCCAGCAGGCGGCCACACCGACCAAGCGGGAACCCGUCGCCAGCCGCUUGAGAAACCAGGGAAUGGCGUUCUCCCCAACUCUUAAACAUGAGGACGUGAUGGAUGGACAAUUCCCCAUGAUCGAAGUACUGAACCCCCAGGAUGGCAGUCCAGCAUACGUUUUCCGUGCAUGGAGACCCAGUGACAUUAAGGACAUAGCGGAAUGGCUCCCAGACCCAGCUACAGUGGGGGGGCCUGCCUUCGCCACAUCCCUCCUUGAGUUGAUCCAACAACACAAGGCAUCCAUCAGUGAAGUGCGCCAACUCUGUGCGUACAGACUGACCCUAAGGUGGGGUCGUAUCCAAGGCGACAUGCCCGGGAGGGACGAAGCUGAUUUAAUGUUCAAUUGGGAUCAAGGGUCCGUGUACCGCCGGCUGGUAGAGGGACUGUGUGAACGGGCCAGGGGGGCGUUCCCCAUGGUUAGAGAUUGGACCGCUAUUCGAAAGAUCCAACAAAUAGAAGGCGAGACGGUGGCUGACUUGAUGGACCGCGUUGAAAAGGUGUUCAAGAUCCACGGGGGACUGCCUGUACCAACCGACCGAGUGGUUCAGACUCCGUAUGAAGAAAAUCUCACCGCGGCCUUCCUGGAUGCGUUGACCGACAAAAUAUCGGAAUUCAUAGAGACACACUGCAUUGGGUGGCGUACCGCCAGACUUGAUUUGAUUAUAAGUCACGCGACCCACGCAGAAAACCUUUUCAUGAAGAAAGAAAAGUUCGGGAAGAAUAGAAAAGAAGAGACAACCAAGAAGCUCCAGCUCGCCCAACUGAAGGACCUGAAGCAUCCUAAGCCCAUCCGUCGUGAAAGAAACCAAGGAACCGACCGGCCAGAAGGGAGAAAGUUCACCCGGGACUGUUAUUAUUGUGGCUCCAAGGAUCAUUGGUUAAGAGAUUGCCCCGUCAGAAAGGAGAGAGAGGACGAAGAGGACGACUGGAAGUCCGCACCUUCCCGUGAAGUGACUGUAAAUCACCCGAAGGGCAAAGAUGAAAAGAGAGGCAAAGAUGGAAGGGGGAAUUCGUAUUGACGGGACGCCGGAGCAGGACAGGUCCAAGGAGGAGGUAUGAGCACCAUAACACAAACACAACAAACACCCGAACUGUUAGGCUCAGCGUCACAACGCUCACAAGCAUUACACCCAAAUAAUUGUUGUAUGGUUCUCACCAGCCUUACGCGACCUGAUCAGCUCCCUCAGACAAACAUAAAUGUAAAUGGUAAAGAGACAACAUUCCUAGUUGAUUCAGGGGCAAAUCAUUCAGUAUUGUCCUCCAAGGAAUGGAAAUAUGUAACAAAACUGAGUGGUCGUGUCAUACAGGUGGUUGGGGCGGGCGGACAACCCUUUAAGGAAAAAUUCACGGUCCCGCUCUCCGUACGGGACGGCGAUAAACAACUCAAACAUUCGUUCCUUCUGUCAGACCAAUGUCCGACAAACCUGUUGGGGAGAGAUUUAAUGUGUCGCCUAGGGCUGAGUGUCAUUUGCACCGACGCGGGCCUCACGGUUACCUCCAAUGCAAGCCCCAUGAUCCAAGCAUACUCGUGUGUGGCACGCGCACCAGGGUACUUUUAUUCAUGGGACUUGCUGCGAGAGGGACCGGGAGCAAUAGCUGACAUACUGAUAACAACCGCACACCACUGCAUGCAGAACCAGCCAGAAAUACAAUACAUGCCCACAGAUAAUUUGCAUUGUCCUGCCAGAAUGUCUUAUGAUGGACAAAUAGCAGAAGUGGAGGAACAUUGGUACAAAGACGAUUGUGAAACAGCUGUGUUGAUGGGGCAGUUGUUGCUUUGGAAUGAGAAAUGUUGCAUGUUAACCGUAGCUUCUAAUGAGGAAGUAAAGGGAUUCUUUAGAAUCCCAGGCUCAGCACCACAUGUGUCCCUUGCAAAAACCCCCGACAUGACAUGGGCUGAAUUGGGCCCAUGGGCAGUGAAAGGGGGGGGAGCAUGUGAUUGGAUACCAGACCCGCAUGGUCCUGAGGGACAAUAUUUCUCACCCGCAACGGGUCUGAGACACAGAGCGUGGGGUGGAGCUUUUGAAACCCGACACUCAGUGCAAAAAAUGCGAGGUGCUACGGGGGAGUCACCAGAGUACUUGCUCCCACAGAUGACGGUGGACGACCCACGAUUGGCUGAGGUCCCACCCACCCUGUGGGCUAAAAGCAAGUACGAUGUGGGCUGCAUACAAAAUGUGGAGCCCCUAAUGGUGACUCCCAAAUCAACAUACAGACCAAAGCAACCACAAUACAGGCUGCGCCAAGAGGCGAUUGAUGGUAUAACACCUGUUUUCAACUCACUGUUGGAAGCCGGUGUUAUAAUCCCGUGUCCGUAUUCACCAUGCUGUACCCCAAUAUUCCCAGUGAAGAAGGCACCAGUUGAAGGCCAACCUACCGCAUGGCGGUUUGUGCAAGAUUUAAAGAAGGUGAAGGAGGCAUUACCGCUGUCAAAGGAAGGGCAACUCCACGAUCUACAACCAGGCGAUUGGAUUGUGGUGAAGGAUUAUCGAAGACGGACCUGGAACUCACCAAGGUGGUUGGGACCAUUCCAAGUCCUUUUGAUCACAUCAUCAGCUGUCAAGGUAGCUGAGAGGGCCACCUGGAUCCACGCCAGCCAUUGCAGACGGGCACCACCACUCACACCAACGGUCAUUUCCGACCCAACCGGUAGCUGAGAGGGCCACCUGGAUCCACGCCAGCCAUUGCAGACGGGCACCACCACUCACACCAACGGUCAUUUCCGACCCAACCGGUAGCUGAGAGGGCCACCUGGAUCCACGCCAGCCAUUGCAGACGGGCACCACCACUCACACCAACGGUCAUUUCCGACCCAACCGGUAGCUGAGAGGGCCACCUGGAUCUACGCCAGCCAUUGCAGAGGGGCACCACCACUCACGCCAACGGUCAUUUCCGACCCAACCCCCUAGGCCGUCACCCCAACACGGAAACAGGGUGAAGUGCUGUUCACUCAUCCUCACACAUAUACAAUCACGUCAGAUCCAGGCCCAGAAACUUUCUCUGGCCAGGGGAGGGACGCGGCCAGAAUCGACAUCAAGCAACAUGGACACCAGAACCAGACGACGACAAUCCGUUCAGAGGCUCGGAUGGAGGAUCCGAGGAAUCAUUUGUGGUCUUGUUGUUCUAAGUGCAAUUAUGUUUAUUCCAUCAUUUUUAACGUGCAAAUCAGUAAUGACACCAGAACCUCAUGUAAAUCCAAUAUCGACGGGAACAAGGGCCAAGAGAGAGGUGGGACCUGAAAUUGAAAAUUCAAUAAUUCGGUUAAUGCACGAGACAGUAAGACAUCUAAACAAAACAGAUUGUUGGAUGUGCAUGCACAUACCCAGCAGCGCUGAAGGGCCGGUCGUAGCUGCAGUUCCACUUUCCCACCUACAAUUUCUAACUGUGAAUUGGCGAAACUUGACAUCAAAUAAUUUAAACAAAGCUUGUGAUGACACAAAAGAUGCAGCCUCGCUACAAAAAUAUUACAUAACAGCGCCAGAUAUCGUCAACAAGAUAGAAAAUGUUGCGAGAGAACAUACCCCGCAGGGAUGCAAUCAAACACGGAUCAUCGGGAUGGCGAUAAUAUCAAGUAUAGAAGGUAACUUUGGUAGUCUACUAACAGUGAAGUCAUAUCAUGCGCAAAUUGACUGUGAGGCUGGUGAAAGCGGAACACACUGUAACUGCCCACUUGUAGGAGCAAUAUGCAAUAGGUCGCAUAAUAUUCCCAGGAUCGAGUGUUCAACGGUGCUGACCUCAUCAAGAUUAGCACCACCAACCCUGCGUGCGACCCGAUGUGCAGAAACCAGGUGUGAACUUCCACACUCCACUAACCCCACGUUAAAAGAACAAAAAACAUCUCGUCAUCAAUUCACAAUAACGAAAUUGUUUAACGUUACGAAUUGCAUAAAUAUUACCCAACCCAAUCUAAACCCCAAGGACGUAAUCCAUCUGGAAAAUAGCAAUUGCAUUGGCCAAUUGCACAAAUUAUCCCUGAACGAAUCAAUACAAAUCAGUCCUAACUCAGUAGAUUUACCAACCGGAGUGUUCCUCGCAUGCGGCAGGAAAAUGUAUAGCUUUGUACCGAACCGUAUGGAGGGUACAUGUUACUUGGCAUACGCAGUACCAAUGCUUCGUGUGGUGACCCAGCAAGAAAUACAGGUGUUAGACGGACACCAUGCCAAACACAAACGUGAUCUCCAGAGAUUUCUGGGCAUGAUAAUACCUGGAUAUGGGGUGUAUUUAAAUCAACAGGAGACAAAGGCCCUAUCCACCGCAUUAGAGGCUCACAUUAAUAGCACGGACAGGGUCGUCACAGCCAUGUCAACACAACUCGAGGAGGUUACUAAGGUGGCACUCCAAAAUCGCAUGGCAUUAGACUUAAUCCUUGCAUCAACCGGAGGUGUGUGUAAAAUUAUUGGCUCGGAAUGUUGCUCAUACGUACAUUCAGCGAAUCUAUCUGUCGUGAAGUUCCACAGGGAAAACAGCAAGGCCAUUAAUGACCUUGCUAAAAUUACUUCCUGGGAUAUCGAAAGUGUGUUCGGGAAUUGGUUCUCAGAUUGGAGUACACCCUUUGUAAGAAAUACGAUAAUGUUUUUUGUAGCCCUAUUGAUCAUAGUAAUAAUACUAAUUAUAACAAUUGCGUGCGUUAAAGCUUGUGUGAAGCAAUUAACCACAGCCGCGGUCUCCCAAUUUAUAAUAGUUGAACCAAUGCAAAACAAGUACCCAGCUUUGACGCGGGUAGCUGGAACAUACCCUGCCUCGGAUUGGAAUAGUUUAAGCAGUGAGGAAGAGGAGUAGCGAAAAUCUAUUCUUUCCUGAAUACUCUGAACAACCUCCUAUAAAAACGGAGAAGUGCUGAUGGUCGAACAUGAUAGAUUUUGAACAUGUGCAUGUUUCGAUUAAGUGAUCAUUUUAAUCCUAAAGGUUGCAUCAUUUUUGUGAUUAUAAAUAAUCAAAGGGGGGAGUGUGAUGGAAAAUCCACAUGUUGUAUUGUUUUGGUCUAUGUAUGAAUUUAAGUUUUGUUGCUAUUCUGUGUAAUUUAAGAUAGGGCCUACGUUCUACUCCAUGCGGGUCAUUUUAAAGUGUAAACCGCCAAGGAUUGAGGGAUGCAUUUUUUAUUGCCUGCCUGUUCCUAUGUUUUCAUGUCUUGUAAAUCACCCUCCAUGCAAUCCUUUGAUGUGUGAACCUGUUUUCUCGACCCCCUGGCUAGCGUCAAC
Gadus morhua (Atlantic cod) is the source of this 5454-nucleotide messenger RNA. RefSeq names its product syncytin-1-like. The transcript is spliced from 2 exons. The record is from RefSeq and is a predicted model, not a curated record. Gene Ontology annotation, biological process: proteolysis. Gene Ontology annotation, molecular function: aspartic-type endopeptidase activity. Lineage: Eukaryota; Metazoa; Chordata; Actinopteri; Gadiformes; Gadidae. The coding region runs from base 3299 to 5035 and encodes 578 amino acids.